Stegodyphus dumicola is the source of this 1117-nucleotide messenger RNA. RefSeq lists its product as uncharacterized. The record is from RefSeq and is a predicted model, not a curated record. NCBI's taxonomy places the organism in Eukaryota, Metazoa, Arthropoda, Arachnida, Araneae, Eresidae.
AACGAUCAGAUACCCACGCGCUUCGCGUAAGCCAAUCACAUUCACGCAUCAAAUUCAGGAACUGAUUUUUCUAAGGAAAUUUGUUUCGUUCGUAGCCGCUUUGUAAGAUUAAAAUGGCGAAGUUGCGGUCUUGCUUACUUUUAGUGCUAGGGCAUUUUGUGAGUAUCGUCAUUUCCUCGAGCAUUGAACUUCUGGAGUGCGAGCCACCUAAUUAUCCACAAUGGGGAGGAUAUGGUCCAAGGCAAGAUUUCUAUAUUCCUGGAGAUGUAAUUCAUUAUUACUGUGACACUGACACGUAUAUCGGAGGAAAUUUUUACAGAGUUUGUGAAGAUACCGGUGAUUGGAGCGGUGAUACACCUGUUUGCGAUGCUCCGGCAACUUUUUCGUUAGUCAAUCAGACCAGCACGGUAGAACCUGUUCAAGAAAACGCAGCAGAAAAUGCAAUAGAUGGUUUGAGAACUACCUGUUCUUCCACCACAGCUGGACAAGGAUCUUCAUGGAUUGGAAUUUUAGAAAAUCCUGGACAACUCAUUCGAGUGAUGAUUUUCUUACCUAAAGUGGAUGUAUCAUACGAAGUUUUUAUGGUAAAAGCCAAUGGAGAUGAGAUGAGCUGCGGAUCUAAGACGGCGAAAAUAGAUCGAUUCAAAUGGGAAUUUCACAACUGUCCGGAGCCCCACAACACAGGUGUUGUGGGCGUGAAGAUCAGAUCUUUGUCAGCAGCUCCUUUGCAGCUUUGUGAAGUUGCCCCUUAUGUACUCACAGAUCCGACUUGUGUAGAUCCGCACGUACCGAUCGAGAAUGGCAGGCUUCAGCUCAAUCGUAAGUUCGCAUCCCUAGUAUGUGAUGCCGGCUAUACUCGCAGCCCUGCUACCCGUUUGGAAUGUGUACGUACAGGCGUAUGGAAUAGAAAAACAUUGUAUUGUCUAGAAAGACAAUGGGAAGUCGAGAACAGUAAUUCCAACAACCCAGAAGUGGUUGAUAGGGAGCCUCAGUCAGCACCUGGAAGACUAGAGACUAAAUAGACAGACUAGAGAAUAAAUAAAAAUGUUUUUAUUAUGAUACAAAAUAAUGCGUAUCUGUAGUGGAAUAUUUUGAAUAAAAUAUUUAGAUAUAAAAA